GCACUGGGCCAUUCUGGGGCUGGGUUCUCAGCUAUUUUGGGCAAGGAUUGGUGGUAUGCAAAAGGAACUUCCCCCCCUUUUUUUUUAAGCACAGGCCCAGCAAGAACUGAGCAAUCAACUGCAUUUCCUGUUCCCAUCUCACCCUUCUGAGCACCUCUCUGCCUGCCGAAUUACUGAAGCCACUAGAGCUGGAUUCCAUUUCUCUGCUCCAGGCACAGGAUAAGCCCACCAAGCUGGUGGCCUCAUUCUGGCGAUGGCUCCCCGUGCCAGCUGCUUCCUGUUGGCAAUGAUGUUUUCUGCCAGCUGUAAACCCAUCAUCUCCUCGGAUCAGAUGUGCACUGAGAAAGAAGCCAACAACACAUAUAACUGUGAAAAUUUAGGUCUCACGGAAGUUCCUGACACUCUACCAAACACAACAGAAUUUUUGGAAUUUGGCUUUAAUUUCUUGCCUGCAAUUGAAAAUACAACUUUUAGCAGACUCGUAGAUCUUAUCUUUUUGGAUUUAACCAGGUGCCAGAUCAACUGGGUACAUGAAGACAGUUUUCAAAACCAUCAUCAGUUGAACACAAUUGUGUUGACUGGAAAUCCCCUGAUAUUCAUGGCAGAAACAUCUCUUAAUGGGCCCAAGUCGCUGAAGCAUCUUUUCUUAACCCAAACAGGAAUAUCCAAUCUCGAGUUUAUCCCAGUGCACAAUCUGGAAAACUUGGAAAGCUUGCACCUUGGAAGCAAUCAUAUUUCCUCCAUUAAGUUCCCAGAAAACUUCCCAAUCCAGAAUCUGAAAGUUCUGGAUUUUCAGAAUAAUGCUAUCCACUACCUGGCUAGUGAAGACGUACAAGCUCUGGAGCAGACCACCAACCUGAGCCUUAAUUUCAAUGGCAAUGACAUUAAAGGCAUUGAGCCUGGAGCUUUCCGUUCAAAAAUCUUCCAGAGUUUGCAAUUUGGAGGGACUCUUAACUUGUCUGUUGUAUUAAAAGGUCUACAGAACUCUACUACUCAGUCUCUCUGGCUGGGGUCAUAUGACGACACCGAUGACCAAGACCUGACUUCAGCCAUGUUUGACGGACUUUGUGAAAUUUCUGUUGAAAGCGUCAAUCUACAGAAGCACACCAUCUCUGAUAUCUCCCCUGCCACAUUCCGGUGCUUCACUCAACUCCAGGAAUUGGAUCUGACAGCAAAUCACUUAAAUGAGUUACCCUCUGGGAUUGAGGGGAUGAAGACUCUCAAGAAAUUAGUUCUCAAUGUAAAUAGUUUUGACCAAUUGUGUCAAAUCAGUGCUGCCAGUUUUCCAUCCCUUACUGACCUCUCUAUCAAAGGCAACAUGAGGAAACUUGAUCUCGGUGCUGGGUGUUUGGAAAAACUAGAAAAUCUUCAGAAACUUGAUUUAAGCCACAGUGAUAUAGAAGCUUCUGACUGCUGCAAUCUUCAGCUCAAAAACCUGUCCCACUUACGAUACCUAAACCUGAGCUACAAUGAGCCUCUCGGUCUCCAGAGCCAGGCGUUCAAAGAAUGUCCUCAGCUAGAAGGUCUAGAUUUGGCAUUUACCCACUUGCAAGUUAGGGGUCCGCAAAGUCCUUUCCAAAACCUCCAUGUCCUACAGGUUCUGAAUCUCUCUCACUGUCUCCUGGACACUGGGAACCAGCACUUUCUAACAGGCCUGGUGGAUCUCCGCCUUCUCAAUUUACAGGGGAAUCACUUUCAAGAUGGGAGUAUCUCAAAGACCAACCUACUUCAGACCUUGAGCAGCUUGGAGAUUCUUAUUUUAUCCUCCUGUGGUCUCCUCUCCAUAGACAAGCAAGCAUUCCAGAACCUUAGGAAAAUGAGUCAUGUUGACUUAAGCUACAACAGCCUGACAGGCAAUAGCAUGGAUGCUCUCAGUCAUCUUCAGGGAAUCUACCUCAAUAUGGCCGCCAAUAACAUCCGCAUCGUCCCAUCUCAUCUCCUCCCCACCUUGUCCCAGCAGAGCACCAUUAAUUUAAGUCACAAUCCACUGGACUGCACUUGUUCGAAUAUUCAUUUUAUAACAUGGUACAAGGAAAACCUGCAGAAAUUUGAGGGCUCGGAGAACACUGAGUGUGCAAACCCCCCAUCUUUAAAGGGAGUUAAGCUGUCCGAUGUCAAACUAUCUUGUGGGAUUACGGCCAUGGGCAUUUUCUUUCUUGUAGUAUUUUUAUUCUUGGUUGCCAUUCUGCUCAUUUUUUCAGUUAAAUUCCUUCUGAGGUGGAAAUACCAGCACAUUUAAUGCUGAAGGUUUCUAGAGAUGGCAAGUAAAUGUGUUUAGCGAAAAUGCCCCAAGUAAAGGAACUGUUGUCUGUUCCUUUUCGGUCUGUCAGACUUUUCAGAUUGGCCCCGACAGCUGGGCAGGGAUUUGCUAUGCUUUUCUGAGUCCUAGAGCUAAUGAACCUUCCUGGAACUUAAACUGACUAAGGGCCCAACAACAGCUGUGAGAGACUCAAAUCCAUUUCUUCACAUGGAAGGUUGCUAGAGGACCAGUAGCAGGGAAAGGCCAGGAGAAGAAUGCACUAGGAGGCCAUCUCCCUUCCGCUUGUGGACACCCCUGGAAGCAGCUCCUACCCUGACCCUAAAAGGAAAUCAACUCCUCCAACUAGGCAGGGCUGACAGCCCCAGCCCAAGCUCCAUCUCUCACAGCUUGGACAUUGUGCUGGGCUCGGAGUCCUCAGUAAGGCAGUCAUUUGAAAAACUUGUUGAGGAUAAAGUCUCAAAGCUUAUUUUAAAUGAAAAAGGGAAUACACAGUGAAUUUAAAAGAAGAGGCUGAGAAAUGAGAAAUGAAUCUUGACAUCAAAUCGACUUCACUAAUCUCCUUAAUCCUUACGUCUCUAAGGCCUCUACAAAGACGCUAGGGUGUAAAUAGCUACCAAAAAAAAAAAAAAAAAAGCAAAAAACCCCNGCUCCCCACCCCCAAGGUCUAGGAGUUUUGCUACAUUGGCCACCCUCUCUUCAGAACCCUGGAAGCAACUUCUACGUAUCUGGUGUGCUUGCUCUUACGUUACAAAUCCUACCUUACACAUGGGCUGUGGUCCAAAUGCUCUUCUCAUUUGGAUGUCUGGUCCUUAGAAGCUUCUUUCCCACAGGAACUAUGAAAUAAUUGGUGGCUUGGUUCCCAGGCUAGCUCUCAAUAGUCUGUUCACCUGGGACAGCAAUCGAGACAGCACAUUUACAUUGACAGUGGAGGAAAGCGCAGCCGUAUGCUAGCUAGCCAGGACACAAUCAGCGGGCUUCCUGCGUUUCCGGUGUGGCCAGGGGCAUCAGCAGUGGGCAUAUCAGUGCAAAAGAGAGGACAAGACCAUUGGAUGGAAAGAGAGAGAGAGGACAGGCAAGGGGAAAGUGUUAUGACUUAGGCCUUACAAGGCGCAAAGGGUCAGACUCAUUUAGGGCUUGGUCUCCUGCAGUCUCACUGGCAGACAAGAGCUGGGACCUCUUGUACUCAGGUGUUGUGUUUAUAUGGCCUUGAGUUCUAUACCUAAUUUUAGGCUAGAGGUGGUAACUUAGAGUUAUGAAAAUCUGAUGGGCUAUCAAAAUAAAAUUAAUUUUCAUAACCAAUCAGAAUUUAUUAGCCCUUCAGAUGAGGGCAUAAGAGUGGGACAUAUGACAGAAUGGAAACUUGGGGAGCAAGCUCUCUUUACCUCUGCAUGCCCGAGAACAGCAAGAAAGACAGGAAAUAGUGAAGAAAUGCCACAAACCUCUCCCUCAAAGGCUCUGCUAGCCUUAGGGGGAUUGUUUUGUGUAGUACUGGAUGGGAGGCCAAAUUUUCUCAGAAGUUCUUGGUAAAGAACACAAGGUGGGGGCUAAGGUAAAGAGAGAGAGUUACUUGCCUUGGGUGCAAAAUUUAAGCGGAAGCCAAAAAAUUCAGUAAGCAAGACAAAACUAUUUAAUGCAGUAUUUUAAAAACUAAUGAAAGAAAUACAUGGUAAAUAAGAUAUCAACAUUUAAAAAAAUAGGAUCCAUAAUAAUAGUCCCAUGCUGAACCAUAUUAGAGCCUGAGGCAAAGGGAGAAUCAGUAAUACUGAGCCUGCCUUUGUUUAAAAUUUUGAUAUUUUAUUCAUGGUUGAUAUUUUGCAUCAGUUUUUUUUUUAAUUUAAUGUUGCAUUAAAAUAUCUUCAUUACUGAGUUCUUUGGUGCCCCCUUAAAUUUAGCACCCAGGGUGGGUGUCUCACUGGCCUCAUCCUUUCCCACCCCGAGGAAUGCUAAGAAGCAGGAAUUCCCAGCUAACUCCUAGGCCACAGUUCACCCAGGGCCUCUUAGCAGGCAUGUGAUCUCAGUUUUACUCGGAAGCGUCUAUCCCUUUCCCCUUACUUUCUGGAAGCAAGUCAAAGUGUCCAAGAACUUACACCUUGUUCCCCAUCCUCAGGUAACUUCCAACUCCUGGGCUCAAAGGCCUCCUUCCAUCAAAGCCAAGAGAGGUGGCACCGAUGAAUGGGUAACUUAUCCCCCUGAGCUCUAGGCGGCCUGGACCUCAGGAGCGAGGGCAGGCUGAGCGCCGCUCUGCUAAUGAAAUGAAAGAACACGUAAUUAGCGGCUUUAAUUACCUUGAAUAUCAGUGUUUGGGAAAACAGGUGCCUGAAAAGGAAGUUUUCCUCAGCUUUCCUGAGGGAGCAUUGGAGAUGCAGUUGUUUAAACAUGUGUGUGGAAGGCGAAAGUAAGGGCUAGAAAUAGGAGACUGAGCCUCCUCGUCUCAUCGACCUUUCUUCCUUCCCUGGGCCUAGGAUGGUGGGGCACCAUUCUGAGAAGGCUAGGUCGAGCCAAUGCUGGGCUGGUAUUGGCCUGGUCUGGCAGUGACCAAGGUCUUUGCUCACAGAGGCCUGGGCUCAGGACAGACCUGACGCAGAAGCAGGCCUGGCUGCCUUGCCCAGGCUCUGUCGGUGUGCAGACGGCUUCCUCACUGCUGCUACAGGAAAGUCCCCUCGUUCAAGGCACCUGGAGGCAACGUUGGCCAACCCUCCCAAGUCGAGAGAGCACCCCUGCCAACUACAGCACCCCAUGUGGCCCACUCUUGUGCCAGAGCCAUUCGCCUUUGAGAAGUCAGGGGGGGAUGGGAGCAGGACAGUUAAUGUGUUUCAUUGAUUGUGUUCAUCUGCUUGUAGUAAAUUAGAUGAUCAGCUCUGGAAAGUCUGGGAGAUAUUCCUGGUAGUGACCGUGAAGAUGCAAACACCAUACUCACUGUUUCCUCCCUCCCUCCCCUCUCUCUUUCUCUUUCCUUUUUCUUUCUUUGCUGUUUAUUCCCUUCUUUCCUCUUCUCCUUCCCUCUCUGCACUUCCUUCCUUCCUCACUGGUUUCACGCUUUCCUUUCUCCCUUCAUCCAUAUCAUAGAGUAUGGAAGUCCACACUCUAUGAAUCCAGUCUGAGACAUAACUGAGUCACUGAGUUCCCUGUGCAUUCUAGCAAAUUCAGGCUCUCACCUGACUUCAGGAUUUAAGCUGUGGAUAGGAAAUGCUAACUGCUGACUUACCACUCCAUAGCCACACUGUCCUCCGCAGUAGUUCAUGUGUAAAAACAAAAACACAAGAAUUCUCUUUAGGAUAUCCACAAGGCAGAUUACAUCACAUGAAAGACGGUGGGGUCCUAAGGCCCAGCAAGAUGUAAUUGCCCAUCUCUUGCUUUCAUUUAUCAGGCACGCGCCCCUUCCAUGUCAUGCAACUUGCAAUUCUGUAACUGCACGCUAAUCUAAGGCUUUGUGACAGCUCCUCUGUUUUAAGCAACAGUAAAUUCACCCUGCAAAGUCAGAAAGGGAGCUUUUUUGAUAGCUGCUGUCAAUUUUAUUGCUUUAUCCUGGUUACUAGGAUAGAACCUGUAGACAUGGUGUGUUUAUUGGUUUUAUGUAUCGCAUGUUGUUACUGCUCUGACAAGCUGCCCCUAUAAAAAUGUGUUAUUAUUGCAUGUUGUAGCUCAGUGAGCUGACCCUGCAUUUCACAGGGUACUGAAGCAAAUAGCAUUGAAGUCCAUACAAGCUGACUGGCCGCCAUCACAGAGGACUCUGUGUGAACUGCGACUCCCGCAAUCGGGUGGCAAAUUAUACCUUUCCCCGGAGCCAGCAGCCAUCAUUCCUAACCCAACACAGCACAGACCCAAACACAGGCAUUACCUGUAAAAUUUCCAGACAGGAAGCUGUCAUAUCAUUCCUACUCGUCCAAUUCCCCCAUAAGUGUCAUUUGCAAUUUUGAAGUUCACAAAUGUAUGAGAUAAAUGGCUUUUAAAUGUUUCUGUAUAAGUUGCAAGAGGGGCAGCUGACAUUAUUUUCUGCCCUGAAUGCUAAUGAAAAGUUAACUUGAGUUACAGCAAGAAAGAAUGUGAUUAGUUUUAAGCAAGUCACAACUGGGGAUCCUGGGUGUUUAACUAGAAUCAGUUGCCUAGAACAUUAAGAGUUAGAACGUUUACUGGGGUGGGGGGGGUUUAGCUUGAAGGCUGCAGAAGAAUGGGCCAGCCAUGUAUGGGUCCCAGAUACUGGUUUAUCACCAGAAUCAUCUGGGGGAUUCAUUACCAAACAGAUUCCUCUGCCCCACCCCUGGAUAUUGGAAUUGUGUUAGACUGGGUUUGGCUCUAGACUCUAAGCCAGAUGAUUUCAUGCAAAAUAUCUUUCCCUAAUCUUAUCAAUCAAUAGCUGAGUCAUAUGUUAGUCUCCAUGAGUCAAAUGAGUUGAAGAGCUGCUCCAUAUUCUCUAAAAGGAAAUUUUGUAGCAAAAUGAGAAUAAGGGGCUAAGGAGACUUCAAAUCCAAGGGUGAGACAUCCUGGGGUGUAAAGCCUGUUCGUCUCUUGCCACAACUGCCAGGCCACAAGACUCUGCUGCUAAACUCCCAUGCUCCCCCUCCUACCCUCCACCCAUACACUCAUUCCAUCCCAUCUACUUAUAAUCUGAAAUCAUUUGUUGAAUACUGCUGGUCUUAAGAAAGGAAAGAACUAUUCUACAGAUUUUUUUUUUAAAAAGCCAUUUUUGUUCAUAAAAAAUUAAAUACUGACCUUCACUAAACCCUCAUCCCCCCAAACCGAGAUAUUCUCUAAGCAUCUGACUGUUCAAGACAAGGUGUUAGACCCCACAAAGGUAAGCAGAGGACAGGUGGCCACCAGAGUAUCCAUCCAUCUCUUCCUUCUCCCUGCAUGUUCAUUUGUGGGCUUCUUCAACAGCUUGGGUCUCCCUUUUUUGCUUUUUCUUUUCUUUGGAAACAACCUAAAUACCCAAUAAUAGAUAAAUGACUUAAUAAAUUAGAUGACGUGAACAAAUUGGGAGAUCUUCUAUAUUCUUGGGUGGGAUAGGAACAUUGGAAACCUGUUGGCAUUACUAGGAAUUAGAGAAAUACAACUUAAAAUGAGAUAAAGGUUUGUAUCUAUUAGUAUGGCAAAAAGAAAGAUCUGAAUAAUAGCAUUGGUGGGGUAUGGGGUUAUAGGAACUGUGUGCAUGGCUUAUGGAUGUAGACGGGUGAAGCCAAUUCAAGAACCUGUGACAGCAAUUAGUCAAGUUAAAUAUGUGACCCACAAAUUCCAUAAGGGUGUAUUUCCUAAGAAAAUCUCACAUUUCCACAACAAUAUUUAGUGCGGCAUUAUUUAUGGAGGGGGACGUUCAAAGCAGUUUGAGUGUUCCUCACUAGGAAAAUGGAAAGACACCCACCAUGGGUAUUACAUGGUCAUCAGAAGCAGUGGGUCAGAUAUAGCUAUAGCAAUGUAUUUGAAUCUUAAACAUACGGUGUUGGAGGAGGUCACCAAGAGGACAUGACUACUGGUUGACCCGUGAGCUGGACCUGCACCACCAGAGGCUCCUCACCCCCUCCCCUGUUCUUAGAAUGUACACUCCACCCACCAUUCCCACAAUGGGAGUUGGUUUCAAGGAAAGUCUUGAGAGAGCCACCUUCUGUUGACCUGGAUAGGACACGUAACGGAAUCACGUUAAGACCUGUAUAUAAACUUUUAAGACUCUGGCACGUGGGGGCAGAGAUCUACUCGUCUGUGGGCACCCAAGACAAGCCUCAUACAUAAGUUUUCUUGCUUAUUAAACCUGCCACCUACCAAUCCGGA
This is a messenger RNA of Ailuropoda melanoleuca (giant panda), 8020 nucleotides long. RefSeq names its product CD180 molecule (gene CD180). Bases 254 to 2239 code for a protein of 661 amino acids. Gene Ontology annotation, cellular component: plasma membrane; lipopolysaccharide receptor complex. The record is from RefSeq and is a predicted model, not a curated record. Gene Ontology annotation, molecular function: protein binding; lipopolysaccharide binding; lipopolysaccharide immune receptor activity. Gene Ontology annotation, biological process: inflammatory response; toll-like receptor 4 signaling pathway; defense response to Gram-negative bacterium. The transcript is spliced from 3 exons. NCBI's taxonomy places the organism in Eukaryota, Metazoa, Chordata, Mammalia, Carnivora, Ursidae.